AUCUCUGAAAACAGAGGACAAUAUUCACAACACCGAUUGAAUAUUCUCAAUCAGACCUGCCUGUGCUUUUUGUAUUCAAUGGCGUCCAGUUCUCUUCACCCCUAGGGUGCCUUCGUGCGUGCUUUUAGAACGCUUGGUCAAGCUUUAUGGCGCAAGUUGCAGAAUGGCUGAGGAAGAAGAAGCACGAGCAAUGCAGCUCACCGAAUUGGAGCAAGAGUUGAUUGAAAAGCGACGAAGACUGGAGCUAUUGGAUCAGCAGUUGCAAGAAGAAGGUAGUGCCAGUGCAGCUUCGAGCCCUUCUUCAAGUAAAUCAAGCAAGAAGUCCCAUUCAUCUCCCCAUAGCCAACCUGACGUUACCUCUCGUUCCGGUGGUGCUAGCACGUCCAGCCACUCGUCCGAGCGGUCUAAACCGCACAGCAGCAGCCGGCGAAUCGUUACGAAGGGCAGCAGUUUGGAGAGAUCGUCCAGUGUCACCACUGCUGACAGUAGUGCUAGUAGUGCUGCACUUGCUGCCAGCAGUAGCACCAGUAGAUCUAUUAGUCGCCACCAUAGCUCUCAUAGCAAGCACACCAGCAGUCACCGCGACGACCAUCGCGAUAGCCACCGCGACGAGCACCGCGAUAGUCACCGCGAUGAGCACCGCGAUCAGCACCGCGAUCAUUCUUCUAAGCACUCAUCACAUCAUCGCGACCGAGACUCUGCACGUUCCAAGCAUCAUCACCAUCGUGGCGAUGCCAGAAGUGGCAAGGAGCAUAGCCACAAGCGUUCCAAUACAUCAUCAGCUUCUGCGUCUGCCCCAUCUGCCAAGCGCAGCAAAUCCGGCAGUGGCUCUGGCCGCACAGUGGUCGUGACGCAAAGCAAGCCAAUUAGAGUAGACUCCAGCUCCGAUGGUGAUGCACCUAGUCCUACCACUUCUGGCAACGUGAAAAAAACAGCCAGGCGGAAUCGUACUGACUCUACCAGUAGCCGCAGUAGUACUUCAAGUAGUAGUAGCGACGGAAGCAAUGUGGCCGCUGCCAGGAAGAAGGUUAGCUCCAGCAGUAGUAGUGAUAGUGAUAGCGAUAGUAGUGUGGAGCGUGCUGGCCGCUCGGGUAGCAAUAGGAAGAGGCCAGCUUCCAUUCCUGUACACAAAUUGACGCCACCCGAUGACAGAAGUAGCAUUCCGAUGGCACUGCGCCCCAUUACACCCACCCAGUACACGGACAGUGCUUCCGAGGAGGAUCUUCCCGGAAAUGAAUUUGAUGCGUCUCCCUCGCCAGCCGGGCUUGACACGGGCGGUGCGUCUUCACCCGAGUUCUCUUUCUACCUGCCAGCGCUGGAAGGCUGCCGCAACGUGGAUGAAUUUGAGUACCUGAAUCGCAUUGAGGAAGGCACCUAUGGCGUCGUGUUCCGUGGGAAAGAGAAGAAAACAGGGAGAAUUGUGGCCCUGAAAAAGCUCAAAAUGGAGAAAGAGAAGGAAGGAUUUCCUAUCACAUCUUUGCGUGAGGUCAACACAUUGUUGAAGUCUAAACAUCCCAACGUGGUAGACUUGCAAGAAGUAGCAGUUGGCUCAAACAUGGAUAAGAUCUUCCUUGUCAUGGAGUAUGUGGAGCAUGAUCUCAAGGCCCUGAUGGAGUCCAUGAAGGAAGGAUUUUUGAUCGGCGAAGUGAAGACAUUACUGCGACAGCUCCUGGCUGCUGUUCAUCAUUUGCAUGAUAACUGGAUUUUGCAUCGCGAUUUGAAGACCUCUAACCUGCUGCUCAGUCACAAAGGAAUUCUGAAGGUUGGUGACUUUGGUCUUGCCCGUGAGUACGGUUCACCACCGAAACCGUAUACACCUAUUGUAGUGACACUAUGGUAUCGAGCACCCGAGCUUCUUCUCGGCUCAAAGAUGUACACCACUGCAGUGGAUAUGUGGUCUGUGGGAUGUAUCUUUGCUGAGCUAGUCCUGAUGAAACCCCUGUUCCAGGGCCGCACAGAAAUCGAUCAAAUCCAACAGAUCUUCAAGCUUUUGGGGAGACCCAAUGAGAAGAUAUGGCCAGGUUGGAAAGAUCUUCCAGCAGUGCAAAAGGUGACAUUUGCAGAACAGCCAUACAAUCAUUUGAAAGAGAAGCUUCCCACCUUGACCGGUAAUGGCAUCAAGCUUCUCAACAAGAUGCUAACGUUUGACCCCGAUCAGCGUAUCUCGGCAGAAGACAGCAUGGCAGACGACUUCUUCAAGGAGGCACCUUUGCCCGUUGAUCCAGCCAUGUUUCCAACGUGGCCUGCCCGAUCUGAGUUGCCGCGAAGCAAGAAAAUUAGCCGGUCUCCCAAGGCUCCAGAUGGUGGUGGAGGAAUUUCGGAUUUGUUGAGCAAGGAUCAGGAUGGCUUCCACCUCACACGAGCUAGCCAUGGCUCCUCCAAGAAAGGCAUGGGCUUUACUUUGAAAUUCUGAAGUUCAUGUGUUUUUCUUCA
Sycon ciliatum is the source of this 2433-nucleotide messenger RNA. RefSeq names its product cyclin-dependent kinase 11B-like. Lineage: Eukaryota; Metazoa; Porifera; Calcarea; Leucosolenida; Sycettidae. The transcript has 12 exons. Gene Ontology annotation, biological process: protein phosphorylation; regulation of mitotic cell cycle. The record is from RefSeq and is a predicted model, not a curated record. The coding region runs from base 164 to 2413 and encodes 749 amino acids. Gene Ontology annotation, molecular function: protein serine/threonine kinase activity; ATP binding. Gene Ontology annotation, cellular component: nucleus.